Messenger RNA from Penicillium riverlandense, 519 nucleotides. Its product is annotated as peptidase S41 family protein. The coding region runs from base 1 to 519 and encodes 172 amino acids. NCBI's taxonomy places the organism in Eukaryota, Fungi, Ascomycota, Eurotiomycetes, Eurotiales, Aspergillaceae. The transcript has a single exon. The record is from RefSeq and is a predicted model, not a curated record.
AUGAAGAACAUUGGGACUGUUAAAAGUUUGGUAUUCGGUGGUCAUCCCCACAAUGGAGCAAUGCAAGCCAUUGGGGGUACCAAGGGAGAGGGGCUCAUCUCUAGUGGCAUGCUUCCCCUGAUGUAUCAAGAAGCCCUGGAGGUGGCAACCAAUGCCACUCAAGAGGGAAAUCCCACUCCCACUGACGGGCAACUCAAGCGCCUCAAAGAGAUCGCACCCGUGGCCAAUGAACAGGUUCCUUUGACGGGACUUGAGCCAAUCAGUGUCAACUUCCUCAACGGCUACCGGCCCGGCCAGGAACACAUGCCCCUCCAGUUCAUCUAUGAACCACCUGAUUAUCGUCUUUUCUACACCUGGGAGAACCUCGCUCACCCUGCUACAGCUCGGGUAGCGGCAGCCGGGACAUUCUGGAGCAAUGGGCUGUCCGUUAAAGGGACGUCCUCACACGCCGCUCAGCACCACUGUAAAACCCAUCCAUGUUUGAGGGAUAUUACCUCUUCUGCUUGCUUGAUAGGAUAA